Messenger RNA from Daucus carota subsp. sativus, 882 nucleotides. RefSeq lists its product as uncharacterized. The transcript has 3 exons. The record is from RefSeq and is a predicted model, not a curated record. The coding region runs from base 1 to 882 and encodes 293 amino acids. Lineage: Eukaryota; Viridiplantae; Streptophyta; Magnoliopsida; Apiales; Apiaceae.
AUGAUUGCCUUACAGCAAGGAACCACGGAUGAUAAUUUCCGCCGAUCACUAGCCAAGAGGGCCCCUGAAAAUAUGAAUGAGCUCCAGGAGAGGGCCGGGAAGUAUAUCAAGGCUGAGGAAAGCCUGAAGAAAUCUCAGAAUAACCAGGGACCGACCCCGAACCCAAAGAAACGUGGAAACGACACCGAGUACAACGCGGAUAGUAAGUAUUCAAAGACAGGGGAUGGUGAUAAGUCCCCCACCAAAAAGAAAGCAGGACCGAGGUUCACUGAGUUUCAUAAGGAUACAGGACAUAAGACCGAUGAUUGUCGGCAGUUGAAGGAUGAGAUCGAGUUUUUGAUCCGAAAAGGCAAGCUGUCCAUGUAUACUAGGGAUACGGACAAGAAUCCCCGUGACAAUGACAACCGUGGAAGAGACAACGAUGAUAGGAAUAAGAGAAACCAGCCUAGAGGGCCUGUGAUCAAUGUAAUCUCUGGAGGACCGACCGCAGCAGGCCUAUCUAGUAACUCACGAAAAGCUUAUGCUCGUGAAGUGAUGUACAUUGUUGGAGAGCCCCCGAAGAGGGCAAAAAUUGAGUUUGCUCUAGCAUUCGACAAUUUAGAUCUUGACAGAGUUAAAUUUCCCCAUGAUGAUCCUUUGGUAAUCACCCCGGUGAUUGGAAACUCUUCUGUAAAAAGGGUACUCGUUGACAGUGGAGCCUCAGUAGAUAUCUUAUUUCAUGAUGCAUAUGAGAAGAUGGGAUAUUCUGAUUCGCAAUUGACACCUUCAGAUAUGCCUAUAUACGGCUUUAAUAACGUGGAGACAAAGAUUGAAGCAAUCCCAUCCACCUACCACUUGAAGAUCAAAUUCCCUACCAAGAAUGGGGUGGGAGAAGAGAUAUGA